AUGGUGGCAAUAGCUCCCGGCCGGGAGCACAUCCCCGGGCACCCCAAGGCCUUCAUCGCCGUCCGCUUCAUCUCGCUCAUCAUCGGCCUCGUCGUCCUCGCCUGCGAUGCCUACAGCCUCUCCCGCCUCGCCUUCAGCGGCAACUCCCUCAUGAUGUUCACGUCCAUCGCCAACCUCAUCACCUGCCUCUACGUCAUCGUCGCCGAGCUCGGCGUCCCGGCCGCGUACAACUACUGGCCCGUGCUGGGCCUCGACGUCUUCAUGGCCGUCUUCUGGCUCGUCUCGUUCGCCCUGCUCGCCUCGCAGGUCGCCCCGCUCUUCAAGGGCGUGACCUACUGCGACUGGUACUACGGCUGCUACUCGUACGAGCUCGAGGGCGAGAGCCUCGCCUGGUCCGCCGUCCUGGCCGCCGUAGCCGGCCUCGGCGGUCUCGAGUUCGCCCUGUACAUCGUCGCCCUAGUCAUCGGCUCCAUCUACCUCUCCCGCCACCGCAAGGCCGGCGGCCACUGCAUGCCUCUCGGCGCCGGCGCAGCUACCAGCGCUCCCACCGCUGCGGCGGCCCCAGGCGGCGAGAAGACCGAGGCCGGGGCGACCUACACCUCGACGGUGCCCCUGCAGGAGCAACAGCCGCCAUACCAACCACAGCAGCAGCAACCCGGCUACCCGGCCGGCCAGGCCAUGACGCCGCCGCCCCAGCAGAUGCACCAGCCGCAGCCGUACUACCCGCAGCAGACGCCGAGCCCGCUGACCGCGCAGUCGUCGGUGGCCGGGUAUCCCCCCCAGCAGCAGCAGCAGCCGCAAGCGCAGUACCACGAGGUGUCUGGGACACAGGCAGGAUACAACCCUCAACAACAACAGCAACAACACCAGCAGCAGCAGCAGCAGUAG
Messenger RNA from Thyridium curvatum, 888 nucleotides. RefSeq lists its product as uncharacterized. The record is from RefSeq and is a predicted model, not a curated record. Gene Ontology annotation, cellular component: membrane. The transcript is spliced from 3 exons. NCBI's taxonomy places the organism in Eukaryota, Fungi, Ascomycota, Sordariomycetes, Thyridiales, Thyridiaceae. Bases 1 to 888 code for a protein of 295 amino acids.